AUAUUUUUCUUAGGUUGGUUCAGGAUUAGUGGUACCCACUUUGGUCCCUGCUUGACGGGUACGUCUUGCAUAUAUCAAAGAAAAUUACAAUUCGGGUGGUACAUUUUCAGAUUCAGCUGUGACUUGCUGAUACCGCAUUCACUCAGCCUGUCUGCCAGAAGCUAUGGAAAGAAACAUCUAAACCAUAUCUAUCCGGUUCUCAAACAGGACGUCAAAGUUGUACCUCCCACGAUCCCUUGACUCCAACUUGCUCGUUCACAGACACCAACACCGCAAAAUCCACAACUGACAGUUUCUUGUGCAUCGAUCAGAACACUCGUCACCCCGAGCAAAGUCUGAAGUGGACGCAGUCAGUGGUCUCAGAGUUUACAGCACAUGAUGAUCUGGCCUCACGCAGAUCGAACUGGGCUAGAAAAUAGCCACAGAAUUUGGCCCUCAUCGACGCAGGGAGGGACUGGAGUUCAGCUCCGAAACGACGUCACACGAGCCUGAUCCGAUUCAAGGUCGGAAAUGGUGGUCGACGCCGUGAGCAGAACGGUUGCAGCUCAAGCGGCAAGAGUGGGGGAGCAGCAAAGAGGCGGUUGCAACGGGGGCUCAUGGAGUCUGCGUCUGGGCAGCGCUCGGCGUCUCCUCGAUUUUUGAACGCGGAGGCCAAUGUGCGCGUUCUCGAUGUCGACGAAGGACAUGAGAUCGGCAGAUCCCGGGGAAUGCAUGUCGCUCGAGCUGGCGCUGUCGCCGUCGCUGAGUGGGGUGCUCUUCGGCUCCAGCUGCUCGCCCUCCUACUCCAGGGCCUGGAACGUGAUCUGGCUCUGCGUGGCCUGCAAGCACAGCCGCGCGCUCAAGGCCGCCCUGCGCGGCGCCAGGGCCAGCUGCAUCAUUCUUCCCCUGGGGCCUCUCAAUUCCGCCUUCUUCCUCUCCAAGAAGCAGCAGAGUCCGCGAGGCAGCAAGAUCGUCAAGAUGCUCCUCUUGAGUUCGAGACGGCCCCGCGUUUCAGACUGACUGGCACGUGAUGAGACAGUCCUUCCGCUCACUGGUUCGAUUCGGCGGGAGCUAAAUUCGGAGAUUGGCAACGAGUCCCACUUCGCGGCACCAUGCAUUCGGUAAACGUCACAACGAUUCGGAGGAUGCAAUCCAUCGAGGGCAAUCCGGGGAAUCGGUGGAUCAGGCACAGCAAAUUUGUCCAGCAGCAGAAGGAUCUAGUGUAGUGUGGCAGAGGUAGCCCAAAUGCCAGGCAUAAGGUUGUAACCAAGCAACUUUAGCGAACAUUUCUACUGCCACUCACAAUCGAGCCCAAACAUCAUGACGUGCACAGACUGUGAGCAGACGAUGGGGCCCAAGAAAAUGGUCGCCGAUUCGCAGCAGGAGCAGCAGGAUGUUAACAUUCCAGGGCCGAGGGGCAAGAGGACCCCUGAGAAGCAGAGGGCCCCGUUCUCUCAGAGUCCCAAGAUCGCCAACAAGGCUCAAGCUCGCAGGCCCCAAGGCCGCGACGAACGCUCUCCAUGGAAGUGACAGCGUUCUUCAGCUCCAACCGAAGUCCGCGUGCAGGAUACGGGACUCCCAUUAGGUAGACCAGCACGAGCGCAGUUCUUUUUUACGGAGUUUUCCCAGAAAUUGAUAGAUUCUGUCCAACAUGCAAAUCAAAUCCGCCUCCAACAAACACCUCAGUCACAUUCAGUGCGACAGCUCUGCAGUUGUCGGGAGGGUUUAUCGAAGAUCCGGGCCGCCCUUAGGAGACCAGCAAUACAGUAGUGGCGAUUCGACUAUUUUGACGGAUGUACGCUUAAGAUAUUUCUGCUGAUUCGAGUCCGAAUCAGGAGCCAAGUCACAUCAAUUUUCUUCUGAAUUUCUCUCACCACUUUCUUGAAUUGAGGUCACGAUGUCUCUUUUGACAUGGGACUGAAUGUGGUUACGAAAGUCGUGGACAUAGAUUGAAUCGGCCAUAAGCAUUCAUCAGAGUGAAAGAUUAAUCAUAGAGUUCGAGGAUGAACUCCACUCCUAGACACCUCAAAGGUCCUCAGCACAGAGAAGAAAGAGAGAUCUACUUCCGAUCCCCUAAGCUCCAAAAAGCUCGUUUCGUGAAAUUGUGACGCAGGAACCAUCGAGAGUCAGGUUGCCCAUGCUCCAGACAAAAGCAUCUGUUUCUGAUUCUGAAGCAUAUUCAUUAUGAAAGUUCCGGGACUUGGAUCGGCUGGGCAGAGUAGGACAAGCAGAUGUUUCAGAGCAGAACUUUUGUGAUAAGGGAUGCACAUUCAUCCGUUCUCUGCAACCACGGCAUCGAAGCACUAUCUGAAGUUCGGUGAGAUGACGUUAGCUUCUAGCGAGCAAGACGCUACUCGAUCGUUCAUGUCCCCUAUGUGUCAGAACGAACCUUCAGCUGUCUACAGAGGUUAUGUUGUAAGUACGAUAGAAUGGAUUCUUAUCUCACUGAAGCUUCCAGCUCACUUCAGUGAGAGUGAACGGCUGUUUGUUUUGUUCACCUGCUUGAGACAGGUCACUUGUGUAGCGCUUCGCCUCUCAUCACAGUCGGGAUAAAUUUGCAUUUUGAAGUUUAGUGCAGAUCGAAAACCCGUGACAUUUGACAUUUGACCUUUGACCUUAGAGACUGGUCUAUUGGAGGGGUACUACUUGAUGGGCAGGCCCCAUCGAGAAAUACACGAAAGGAACCAAACGGGUAGGAUCGGGUUAGUCCCCACUAGAGAGUAUCGUGACGGGAAUUACGUCCCAGUACAGAUGAUAUAUCCUGACUAUGUACAUCACACUGUCUACCCACAACACAAGCAUUUGGACAAACCCUAAACGAGCUGGACGUGUCUCCUCAUUAUUACACCAAAAAGGUGUCCUAUGUAGAGCCAUGGCUACGAACUCUGACUAAUAAUGUAUUGAAUACACUGAAGAACGA
Marchantia polymorpha subsp. ruderalis is the source of this 2899-nucleotide messenger RNA. Lineage: Eukaryota; Viridiplantae; Streptophyta; Marchantiopsida; Marchantiales; Marchantiaceae. The record is from the annotation of a GenBank genome assembly.